UGGAUAACCUUGGCCCUCAGCAGUUCAUCCACCGAAAGUUCUCCUGAGAUACCCACCCUUGUCAUCGUCGAGUGUAUGCCUUGCGCCUAAGGCUCGGUGUGUUUUGCUUCGUUACGCCAAGUAUCUGGAGUUGUGGCGACUUGGUGAUACGCAAGGCUGGAAACCCGACCACUCUCAGCACAGCCUGCCACUCUCCCAGGACGUGGUGAAGUUGGUACAAUUACACAGCAAGGACAGCCAACACAUCCGAUGCGCUGCUGUCUCUGGUGAUGCUCACUGGAUAGCUUAUUCCACAGACUCUUUGUUCAGGACUAUACUCUCUGGAUCUGGAUACUGAUGAGAAAGAACCAAGACUGACGAGAGUGAGCGGUCUGGAGUGCCGAGUGCAAUGCUGUUCACUGCGCUCAGUUUGGGCCAGAUAGCAACCUGCUGGUGUGUGCCAACCAUUCUCUCCACUCUCAUGGUGUUUUGAGCUCAGUGUGGACACAGGACCCAAUCUGGUACAUACAUUCUCACCCCACUCAGAUAAUUUAAUGACUGAUAUCAUCCACUUAAUAAACCAUCUCGCCUGACAACAAAUACAUUGUUGCAGCUGAUAGGAAGAGCAACAUUGUUGUCUGGUCCAGUGGCAAGCACUACUGUUCUCUACCCAAGUACCAAUGCGCACCCACCGCCCAUGGCGAUACAACCACACACCAACCAUCUGGUGGUGGUCCUAUUGUGAUCAUAAGAUUGUGGAAUUUGCCCUGGACAAGAGAAAGUACACAAAGUUCUCCCGGAAGCUGAGUGGGAGCCACCCUAAACAAUGGUUGGCUCGCAGUUUUCCCGUUUCAAAUAUUGUGUUCGAUCCAUCAAACAGUAACGUCAUCCUCAUGCAUGACGACUCUAAUAUCUGUGUCAUUGAUAAGUUUAAGAACUUGCCAUCUCCGGAAGCCAAGAUUCCCCGGCUGGUGUCAUCCCACUCCCACCCCGUCCCAGACUCUGGAGACAAUAGUAACCAGUAUCCUCCAAGUGACACACCUCAACAUGCCUUCCACGUUGUCAAGAAAUAUAAGCACCUGGUCUACAUGGGCAGUCUGGGAGAGGGUGAGUUGGUGGCUGUCGAGGUCAACCCUCUGGUGCUAAUGGAGAAGUUGCCCCCACCACUCAAACAGAAACACUUUGGAGCAAUGUAAUAUUGUUUUGAUACAGUUCAGCCAAGAUGGAUAUUUGUUUUGGUGAAGGGGGCAGGUCCUGUUCACGCCUUGGAGGGUCAAUAGUUGAUGUUGGAGACACAUACAGUGGCCCAACCACCUCUAAGGAACACCGGUUGUCUGACGAUCUCCAUCCAACCAUGCCUGCAACAGUUACAUUCUCC
This is a messenger RNA of Homalodisca vitripennis (glassy-winged sharpshooter), 1357 nucleotides long. RefSeq names its product U3 small nucleolar RNA-associated protein 4 homolog (gene l(3)72Dn). Lineage: Eukaryota; Metazoa; Arthropoda; Insecta; Hemiptera; Cicadellidae. Gene Ontology annotation, molecular function: RNA binding. The transcript has 9 exons. The coding region runs from base 660 to 1175 and encodes 171 amino acids. Gene Ontology annotation, cellular component: 90S preribosome; t-UTP complex; small-subunit processome. Gene Ontology annotation, biological process: maturation of SSU-rRNA from tricistronic rRNA transcript (SSU-rRNA, 5.8S rRNA, LSU-rRNA). The record is from RefSeq and is a predicted model, not a curated record.